UUCGCAAAGGAGAGGAUUGUUCGGCACUAUCAAUACACGGACUGGAGAGAUUUCGAUGUCCCACCGUCUCCUCUGCCUGUUCUGGUCUUCGUCAAAACAACCAUCAAGGAAUGGACUCCCUCACGAGGUCCCAUCAUUGUCCAUUGCAGUCACCACACAAGAACUGCACGUUCUCAUUUGAGUGCAUGGGAGCUCUUUGUUGAAGCUCACAUGUGUGGCGACGGUGCUAGUGUGGCCUUCACAUCCGGUGACCAUCUCUUGGCAUCCUUCACCGGUUAG
Molecule: messenger RNA, 279 nt
Organism: Rodentolepis nana
Lineage: Eukaryota; Metazoa; Platyhelminthes; Cestoda; Cyclophyllidea; Hymenolepididae
Source: the annotation of a GenBank genome assembly